Molecule: messenger RNA, 355 nt
Organism: Calliphora vicina (urban bluebottle blowfly)
Lineage: Eukaryota; Metazoa; Arthropoda; Insecta; Diptera; Calliphoridae
Product: chymotrypsin inhibitor SCI-I-like
Exons: 2
Coding region: 50-313 (87 amino acids)
Molecular function (GO): serine-type endopeptidase inhibitor activity
Source: RefSeq, a predicted model, not a curated record
AAUUAUAAAACAUUUAACUAUCUUGUGUUAAUCAGUUAAAAUUAUAACAAUGAAAUUUUUGCACAUUUUCACUUUAUUGCUGGUAGCUUUGGUGGCCUAUACCUCGGCCCAAAGAUGUGUGGGCAGACCACGUAAUCCUUCUUGUACUGGUGCUCGUAAUGUGGGUCGUCGUGGUCCCCGUUGUACCCCCCGUACCAUGUGGCAUUACGAUGCUCGUUCCCGCCAAUGUCGUGAAAUGCGUUAUUUGGGCUGUGCUGGCAACAACAAUCGUUGGUGUACCCGAGCUGCCUGUGAACAGAGAUGUCGUCGUUAAGUUUUUAUCUCGUUGGCGUCUUUUGAUUUUUUCGUUUAUGUU